Ictalurus punctatus (channel catfish) is the source of this 1721-nucleotide messenger RNA. RefSeq names its product leukocyte immune-type receptor TS32.15 L2.2a. The record is from RefSeq and is marked provisional. Gene Ontology annotation, molecular function: transmembrane signaling receptor activity. Gene Ontology annotation, biological process: cell surface receptor signaling pathway. Lineage: Eukaryota; Metazoa; Chordata; Actinopteri; Siluriformes; Ictaluridae.
CUCCGUCCACUCCGUGUGAUGAUCUUGCUUAUUUCACUUAUCCGAGUCGGACAAGCUCAAGUUCUGUCUGUGGAGCCGAAUUCACCUCAAAUAUUCAGAGGAGAGACGGUUACACUCACAUGUAGGAUUUCAGGAGGAAAUGGACCGUACUACUGGUACAAAGAUCGUGUUAAUGUUCACAGAUCGGCUGAAAAUUACUACACUAUAAAAGUAGAUCAGAGUCACAGAUACAGAUGUUACGGGUCUAUUGAUGGACGGUCAACGGCAUGGAGUAAUGAAGUGACUCUCUCAGUGAUCGAGAGACCAAAAGCCGUUCUGACUCUGCAGCCUGAUGGACAGAUAUUCAGUGGACAGGAAGUCACUUUCACAUGUGAAAUACGAGGACAUGCAGACACUGAGUGGAUGUACAACUGGAAUAAAGAUGGUGUCCAAAUAUCCUCCUACACUGAGAGCAGGAAAUAUUCAUUCACUCCUGUAGAGUCUCUCAGCGCUAAAUACACCUGCAGCGGACGGAGAAGAAGCGACUCUCAGACCUCAGAGACCAGCAACACUGUUACACUAACUGUGUCAGAAAAACCCAAACCGACUGUGAGAGUGAAUCCUCAGAGCUCCGUCUACACUGGAGACAGAGUUACUCUGAACUGUAAUCUGCUGUCUAAUGGAUGGACUUUCCUCUGGUACAAAGAUCGAGUCCAAGUAGCUGAAGACACCAACACACUCCAUGAUACAGUCUCUAAUGCAGGAGAAACAGUGUAUCAGUGUAAAGCACGCAGAGGAAACUACGACUCAGAGCUCAGUGAUACAGUUACACUUACAGUUAGAGCGCUCCCAAAACCUGUGGUGUCCAUAAAUCCUGAUGAACAGGUGUACAGAGGAGAGACUGUCACUCUCAGAUGUGACCUACAGGAUGAAGAGGACUCUGACUGGAUCUACAGCUGGAAUAAAGAUGGUUCUGGUGUCAGUAGUGAACAGGAGUACAGAAUCAGUAGUGCUGAAACAUCUCAUGCAGGUAAAUACACCUGUAGAGGAAGAGAGAGAGGAGACUCACACUCCUCACACACCAGUGAUGCUGUUACACUGACUGUAUCAGGUUCAACAUACAAUACUGUUAUAGUAUUUGUGUCUGUGGGACUGAGCUUGGCCUUUCUGUUCAUCAUCCUUUCACUGAUCCUGUGUUGGUGGCACAAAUCCAACAAAGGAAAGGACAGAGACAUACAGCAGAACAGCAAUCAGACACCAGGCCAGAACCCGAGUCAGUCAGGAGCUGAGGAUUCUCAGUCAGGACACGCCCCACUUCAGACCGAUGAUGUUGCUGGACCCAGUGAUGUGAUUUACACUGAGCUUGAAAUCAAGCCACAGAAAAAAGCAAAGAAAAAUCAAGUGAAGGCCAGUGUAGAGUAUGGAACUGUUUAUUCACAGCUGAAGCAGAACCAUAGGUGCUGGAGGAGUGAAUACACAACUGAACAGACGAGAGAGAAGAGAGAGAGAAGUUCAUCAUGUGUGCAGUGACAGUAAAAUCAGAGUGAGAUUGUUUUGUACAGGUUCUUUGCACUUGUUUGGUUUAAAAUGUGUGUGUGGGGGGGAUUAAGAACGUGUGUAUGGACAGCAUUAAGAAGUAUUUACAGGGUGUAUUUUAUUGAUUACUUGUGCCACUAUUAGGACUGGUUGUAAAGCAAAAGGAUUUAGUAGUAAUAGUAAGAGUAAUAAAUCAAUGUGACUGA